GCAGAGGUGCAGGUCAUGUGUUGAGGCUCAAGCAUCGUUGCUCGGCCGCGCUAUCGAUCAAGGCGCAAGCGCCCGGGCAUCUAUCGGUUCCUGCCUGCCUCGUCAGGUAUUCCCCGAUGAGAGUCGUCGUCUCCCACUUCUACGUCGCUCCUUCCGUCUCAAAGUGCUCCUGCCAGCGUGUAAUUCGGUUGCGCAUUGCGUUCCCAUCGUGCCCUUAUCUUUUGGGUUGCGCAAAUGCCGUCGUCGCCGUAAACGCUCCAACAGUCGCGGCGUUACCUACGGUCCCCAGCGGUCAUCCCGGUUCAACCGACUGUCGUCACUCCUUUGUCUUCCGCCCCGACGAACCUUCUCCUGUCGCCUCACGUUUUUAUAUACCCUGGGCCGUGUAAUGUCCUUUGGCCGGUAGCCAAAUAUCACACCAGAACCUUGGUGCAAAAUGGCCGAGUUCGCAUUUAUCCACCCUUCCUGGGUGCAACACGGCAACGGCACCAUGACCCCCUCCCGUCUACGCUCCUUGACCCCGCUGCCCAUGAAGAAGGAAAUCAGCCGCUCAAUAUCUGUACCACAGCUGCAAAGAGCUGCCCAGACACAGUCGGAGAGCGAUGGCAUGAACACCAUUCCUGACCCCCGGUCCGCGACGCCUCAGCCAACCAUUUCGCGACGCGACUCCACAGACUCGCAUCCGGAUCUCAGCCAAGAAGUGGCCACGCUGAGUACCAAGCUCAUCAAUGCCAUCAACCACCAGACAAUGCUCGACGACUCGUUGCAGCAGACCAGACACGAGCUGGACGCGGCUAGGGAGAAGCUGGCGAUGCUGGAGGCACAGGUCAAGCAGCACGAGAACAAGGUUGCAAAGGGCCUGCUGGUGGAGAGUGUUGUCUACAAUAAGAUGGAGAAACAGCUCUCGAGUGAACUGCACGAGGAACGCAGACGCAGAACAGAGGCAGAAAAGGCAAAGCGGAAGACGGAUAGCGAGGUCGAAGCUCUGACUGCUGCCCUCUUCGAGGAAGCCAAUGUGAUGGUAGCUAGCGCGCGCAAAGAGACAGAAGCCUCCGACAAGCGUACUGAGCAGCUCAGGCAGCAACUUGGCGAUGCGGGAGUGCUACAACAUUCCCUCCAGGAGCAACUCCAGGAUCUGAAGGGCGUCGUAGAGAAGAUGAGUUCCAACAGCGACGACAACGAAAGCAACACGUUUGGCACCACCACCGCACCUUCCACCCCAGGAGCAACAGCCGCAGACAAGAUGAGCAAGCUAUUCGAGGCCAUCAAUCUUACACCCAACACCCCUGGAACCGACGAAAUCAGCCCCGAUCACCCUCUGCAUUUUUCACACCUUAUCCACCCUGUACUCCGAUCUGAUCUUACGGCUUUCAAGGAGUUCCAAGACAUGCUGAAGACUAGUGACCGCUCGUCCGCCCCGACAAGUCGCGCAUCUAGUGGCAACUACGGCAGUCUCAGUGUGCUUGGUCUUGGGUCGCUAGCAAACGUUUCGACCAGCUCUCUUCCGUCCUCGAUCAAGUCUCAAGCUGGCAACAAUUCUCCACGUGAAUCAGUAGGCGGGGCUGGGAUGCCCAACCUCAAAGACGACAAGUUCUACAAGCGUGCUCUGAUAGAGGACAUUGAGCCAACGCUUCGUCUGGAUAUCGCGCCUGGUCUUUCCUGGAUGGCUCGUCGUACUGUUCUCAGCAGCAUCACAGCUGGGUCAUUGGUCGUAGAGCCCAAUCCAGCACAAUCGUCGAAGUGGCGCACACCUGUCUUCCCUUGUUCUCUCUGCGGAGAAACCAGACAAGGUGAUGAAUAUGCGAGGAAAUUCCGAUUCAAGCCCGCCGACACGGAGGAAUCACAACGAUACCCGCUCUGUGACUGGUGUUUAGGCAGAGUCAGGGCGACGUGCGAUUACAUUGGGUUUCUGAGGAUGGUUGCCGCAGGGCAUUGGAGGGCAGAAACGGACGAAGAGCAGAAGACUGCAUGGGAAGAGAGUGUGCGACUUCGUGAACGCAUGUUCUGGACUCGAGUCGGUGGGGGCGUCGUCCCAGCUUUCGUCCCGCUGAGAGACAGUCCUCGGAGUCCGAUAUUCGCGGCCAAAGAGGGUGCGAGAACCAGCGAGGAAAGCCAAAUAUCCAACACAUCCGGGUCGCAAAUUGCUGCGGACGGCACAGUCGCGACACGGAGCAGCGACGACGAUCCAUUCCAGACCAAGGACGGUGAUCUGCCAAAACGCAUCUCCAUCGGCAACACCAUCAUCUCUGCAGACGUAAAAGAGUUUCUGACGCGCGACGAAGAGAAGAAGAUUGAAGAACAAGCCGAAGCCCAACUCCAGAGCGAAGUCCAGAAGUCGCUACUGGCGGCGCCAGUGCCCGCGCAGGACAGACCGCAAGCACAGCGUCAGAGGAGUGCCUCGAACCCGCCGCUGCUGCAGUCGAGGAAGAAGGACGACCGACUGAGUCUAACGAUUCCAGGCGCUUUUGAAUGAAACGCAUGAAUGGGUCAACUUGGAACGCUGGAACUUGGAACCGACUUACUCUACCCCACGCGCUUCGACCUUGUGCAAAAUCUAUUCUUCAUACAUGCUUACGCCUUGAGGACGGGAACUGCUAUCACGACGUCUUGUAUUUUUUUUUACCCUUACACACAUUUAUCUCUAUACUCUUCCCAUUGGAGGGGUGGGGAAAGAGACGGGCUUUCUUCUUUUUAC
Dothidotthia symphoricarpi CBS 119687 is the source of this 2695-nucleotide messenger RNA. Its product is annotated as Sec2p-domain-containing protein. Gene Ontology annotation, cellular component: Golgi to plasma membrane transport vesicle; cell tip. The transcript is spliced from 3 exons. The coding region runs from base 437 to 2473 and encodes 678 amino acids. The record is from RefSeq and is a predicted model, not a curated record. Gene Ontology annotation, biological process: exocytosis. Lineage: Eukaryota; Fungi; Ascomycota; Dothideomycetes; Pleosporales; Dothidotthiaceae. Gene Ontology annotation, molecular function: guanyl-nucleotide exchange factor activity.